Molecule: messenger RNA, 2008 nt
Organism: Hypomesus transpacificus
Lineage: Eukaryota; Metazoa; Chordata; Actinopteri; Osmeriformes; Osmeridae
Gene: kansl2
Product: KAT8 regulatory NSL complex subunit 2
Exons: 10
Coding region: 92-1588 (498 amino acids)
Cellular component (GO): NSL complex
Source: RefSeq, a predicted model, not a curated record
GCAGUAGAAGCAGGCUCUGGUAGAAGCGCAGCAGACAUACGCAGUGCUUCGCGAGCCUGGCACAGCGAAACAAGGAACCUGAGGAUCAGUGAUGAACAGGAUACGAAUCCAUGUUUUGCCGUCGAGCAGGGGCAGGGUGACCCAGGCUAGCCGCCCCCAAGAGCCCCAGGCCUGCUCCUUCACCCAGAGGCCCUGCUCCCAGCCCCGCCUGGAGGGCCUGGAGCUCUGCAUCAAACACAUCCUGGAGGACAAGAAUGCCCCCUUUAAACAGUGCAGCUACGUCUCCAACAAGAAUGGCAAACGCUGCCCCAACGCAGCCCCCAAAGUAGAGAAGAAAGAUGGGGUGACGUUCUGUGCCGAGCACGCCCGCAGGAACGCCAUGGCCCUCCAGGCUCAGAUCAGGAAGUCGUCCUCUGGUCCCUCCCCGGAGGCCCUGCUCGCCCAGCUCAGCGGGUACAGCCGUGCCGACCCACAUGGCCUGGACGUGGGACGGAGUGAAGCCAGCCGCAUUCUAGAUGAGGACAGCUGGAGUGAAGAGGAGCAGACCCCCCUGGUACUGGACCAGACGUGGAGAGGAGACCCUGACAGUGAGGCUGACAGCGUUGACAGCGAUCACGAGGAUCCUCUCAAACAUGCUGGAGUGUACACAGCAGAAGAAGUGGCCCUGAUCACCAGGGAGAAGUUGAUCAGGCUCCAGUCUCUCUACAUCGACCAGUUCAAACGCCUGCAGCACCUGCUGAAGGAGAAGAAGCGACGCUACCUGCACAGUCGCAAGGUGGAGCACGAGAGCCUGGGGAGCAGCCUGCUGACGGGGCCCGAGGGGCUCUCCCUGAAGGAGAGGGACAACCUGAGGAAGCUGAAGGCUCUCCGACGGUACCGGCGCCGCUAUGGCGUGGAGGCCCUGCUGCACCGGCAGCUGCGAGAGAGACGCCAGGCCAUCACGGAGGGAGCUCCCCAGACGCAUUCAGCCAGAACCGGCCAGAGGUGCAUCUCCUUCGUUGAAGGGACUCGCUGCUCUAACCAGAGUCUCCCCAUGACUCGACACUGCGUUUCACACAUCUACCAGGACAGUAACCAGGUGCUGUUCAAGGUGUGUCCUGGUUUGAAGGACGUGCCUUGUGACCGCCCCGUCCACAUGGGCCAGUCGGAGGAGCCCCGCUGCUCCCUGCACCUCACCCUGCCCCCGCCCAUGUACCAGCCUGAGCAGGAGCCCCCUCCCCCGGAGCAGCAGCUCUUCCCCGCCCCCAGGGACAUGUACCUGAGCGCCGCAGAGCUGCAGCCCACAGAGAGCCUGCCGCUGGAGUUCAGUGAUGACCUGGACGUGGAGGGAGACGGGAUGCAGUGUCCCCCCUCCCCUCUGCAGUUUGACACGGCCUUGGCCCUGGAGGACCAGACCAUCCGGGCCAUAGCUGAGGCCCCCAUGGACAUCCUGACUGGGGGGGACCCUGAGGAGCAGGUGGACCUGGACGCCUCAGGGCAGGAGCUCUCUGACAGAGACAUGGAGGCCAUAGAUGACCAGGUGGGGUCAGGACUACCCUCACCCCUCAACAUAGUGACAAGCUGCUUUUUAGGUUCUGGUCGUGUCUGAGGUGGUUGGAGGCCAGGAAGAUGGCGUAGAAAGCUCCGCUCCUGCUGUGGCCGCUGUCACCAGAUGAAGACCAUCUGUUCUGCCCUGUCCCUCAAUCCAGAAGACCAGCCAGUGCAUUCCUGUCUGAAUUAGAGUUGACCAAUCAAAACCCAGUUUUAUCUACAAUGUAGAUCAUUAAAGUCCAUUUGCAAUAACAAUACAACUACUGAAUUACUAUGACAGAACGGUAUUCUUUGUAUUCUAUAAAUAUAUCAAAAGCUAUUUUGAUGCCAGGUUCUUCCCAUGUUACCUACGUUUUAACCAAAUUGACCUGUAUAUAUUUAACAUAACUCUUGAUGUAUGAAUACCAAAAUGUUGGUAGGAGAUUACAUGUCACUCAACACAUUGUUUAAUAAACCUUGCCAAAAUAAACUAUUUUGU